UUUCUCAAUUUCAGAUAUCUUCUCGUCUAUGUCGAUUUAACACCUUCUUCUGUCUCUGCGAUGGCGUUUUCUCUCCAAAUCGCUGCUUCAUCUUCUUCAUGUCUUCAAUCGCGAACUGGAACUUGUCAGCCUUCUUUAAGUUGCCUGACCAAGGAUUUCUCUGGUCUGAAGUCUCAAUCUCCAGGUUCAUUGGGUAGUGGAAAACCUAAUUUGAAUGUUCAAUUCCAUAAUGAAGUUCAUAAGAGAGUUAAUUUCAGAUCAAGUAACAACAAUGCAACACGAGCUCGAGUGAAAAUGAUGCCAAUAGGCACUCCUAGAGUGCCUUACAGAACACCUGGGGAAGGAACAUGGCAAUGGGUUGAUUUGUGGAAUGCCCUUUAUCGUGAACGAGUUAUUUUUGUUGGGCAAUACAUUGAUGAAGAAUUUAGCAACCAGAUAUUGGCAACCAUGUUAUAUCUUGAUAGUGUUGACAAUUCAAAGAAGAUGUAUAUGUACAUCAAUGGCCCUGGUGGAGAUCUAACUCCAAGCUUGGCCAUAUAUGACACAAUGCAGAGCUUGAAAAGUCCAAUUGUAACUCACUGUCUGGGUUAUGCCUAUAACUUGGCAGCCUUUCUUCUUGCUGCAGGUGAAAAGGGUAAUCGCUACACAAUGCCUUUGUCAAGAAUUGCACUUCAAUCUCCAGCUGGUUCUGCUCGUGGUCAGGCCGAUGAUAUUCAAAACGAAGCAAACGAGCUUCUCAGAAUAAGAGAUUACCUUUUCACUGAACUGGCUAAAAAGACAGGUCAACCAGUUGACAAGGUAUAUAAAGACAUGAGUCGGCUUAAACGUUUUAACGCUCAGGAAGCACUUGAUUAUGGGCUAGUCGAUCGUAUAAUUAGGCCUCCCCGGAUUAAGGCAGAUGCCUCGAGAAAAGAAGCAGGAACUGGCCUCGGUUAGUUUUAUGCACUUUUUUUUUUGGCUAAGAAGUACUACAAUUACUACUCUGGGGCAAUUAUAAAAUGCAACAUGAUCUUCUUCUUAA
Messenger RNA from Impatiens glandulifera, 1021 nucleotides. Its product is annotated as ATP-dependent Clp protease proteolytic subunit-related protein 2, chloroplastic. Gene Ontology annotation, cellular component: endopeptidase Clp complex. Gene Ontology annotation, molecular function: ATPase binding; ATP-dependent peptidase activity; serine-type endopeptidase activity. Gene Ontology annotation, biological process: protein quality control for misfolded or incompletely synthesized proteins. The record is from RefSeq and is a predicted model, not a curated record. Bases 61 to 936 code for a protein of 291 amino acids. The transcript has 9 exons. NCBI's taxonomy places the organism in Eukaryota, Viridiplantae, Streptophyta, Magnoliopsida, Ericales, Balsaminaceae.